GGGAGGUUGUGGAAGUGUUCGCAGAUGCAGCACAUAUUUAAGGGAAGUACAAAAGACCCUUGAACUAAUGCUAAGGAUCAGAAAUCCGAGGGGGGGCCGCAGUCUCGAGGAAACACUGGGAGGAACAAUAGAGCAAGCAAGACCAGACGAAUGUCCAAGCGGAUGAUGUACUGAGUGAAGGGAAGGACAGUUCGAAGAAAGCUGAUGAAGACACAUUUCUGAGUCAUUUUCAGGCACCGGGUAUAAUUUUCGAAAUGAUACACUUGUGGAGAAGGUAGGAAAUCAAGCUAAACAAAACUGCAACAUAACACUCUAGAAAAUCAACCAAAAUCAGUCGCAUACAAAGCCAACGAGUGAUGCUGUCUAGCAUAGUGACAUCAGUUCCUUAAGGUAUAGCACGUCAAAUAUUUCCUUGGCAAGGAGCGUCAAAGGCACCUGUGAGGUAAAAAUGUCUCAAAAUCCUUUUGGAAAAGUGACUGUACCUCGGUCAAAACAGGAACAGAAUGUGAAAGUAAGGGCAAAGCUAGUGGAUGAAUGCCAAAGUAUAGCUUCUGACAUCCUGAAAGGGGAGCAACUGCUCCAGCGUCUGCAACUGGUCCAACAACGCCAGGUGGAAGGGAUAGGAGACACGGAGAAGAUUUUGGCUGAAGAGAAAGAUUUCCCAGUACAAGUCGAUGAUCUGACAAGUGAAGAUGUGGAAGAAGAUACGCGAUUAGAAGCCAUCAAGUCUGACAGGACAGAGACAAGCCUGAUAGAGAGGAAAAAGAAUGACGGGAAUGGAGAUAAACCUGAACAGCUGGAAUGCCACAAUAUUACAAUACCAGAUGGAGGUUAUUCCGAUGAUAACCCAAGCAUGAGUUGGGUAUGUCCAGAUUGGUCUGCCAACAAUUACAACGAAAAAAUUCCUAAGCCAUCUUCUUUUCUAUCAACCUGUCACCGCCUCUCUGUAACUGAGACCGCUAUGGAAAGGAAAGUCCACCAGGACGCCCAGGGAAAACAGAAUCUUCAGAGAGCUGGUGGAGUUCUAAACUUGGCUGAUGAUCCAGAUGUACUGGAAAUCCCCUUCAAUACCAACAUCCUUCUUGAGCCAUUUCCCUCCAAGGUAUGUCCAGGCCAAGAAGAUGAUUGGCAGCUCUCCCAGCAGCAAACGCCCAAAGAGAUGAGUCCCAAAAUUCAGCGAGAACUUGGGAUGACUGGAUGGGGAAAAAUAUCGAAAGUGAAAGGGGAGACGUAUCAAUUAAAGGAGACCAAACUGCUGUUUGAAGAUUUCCAACAGGAUAACACACUAGGUCCAGCCAGGAUGAGGAAACCACUUUCUUCAUCAAUGAAAGAUCCGGUUUCUCCCUCAGUGCUGGAGCGCACACGUAGCCUGGAGAUGUUUUCAGUGAAAAGCAGCCCCAUUUCCAGAGCUCACUCCUUCAGGAUUCAGAAUCCUGCAAUCUCCAAGAUAGAGAAACAUUCUGAAAACCUUUCAAAGAGUCCAACUGGAGGUUCUCGAGACAGGUCACGCUUAUCUCCAUAUGCCAAACAAGACAAAAAUGUGCACGUUCACAGGAGUUCCGAAUCUAUAAGUACUGAUGCGUCCACACCAGCGGUGGAAAGUGUGAGCACAGUAAGAAAGGACAAGACAAGGAAGGAAUCUGCCGCCAUCAAACAAAAUCCUUUCUUCAAGUUGCGUCCAGCACUGGCUCUCCAGGCAGAUGUCGAGAAGGACAUCAAAGAGGCGGAAGCCAGAGAGGACGAGCUGCACAGACAAAGAAGCACUUUGUACGGAGAGGCGCGACAAAGCACAGGGGAGGGCAACAAGACGCUACUCGCAUCGGCCAACAUACCAGGCGGUAAGCAACUGUCUCGAGGUAAACUGGAACGCAUUUGGCCACCCCCAAGCAAGACAGAGCGGCUCAAAUCUGAACAAACUCAGGGGGCGCGCGUGCACAGAGCAGGAAGUCAGAAGUCCGGUCUCUGGCAACGCUGGGAGUCCGGUGGCCUCAACGGGCAGAUGGCUGGAAAAAAGAAUGGACCUUGACUUAUUUGACUUUAAAGCAGAUAUCCAAAUAUGACUUCCUGUCAAAUACUAGAAUGAGAGGAUGAAAAAUUAAUGUGUUGGAAAAACUUUUAUAGACAGUGGUUUUUGCAAUUUACCAUUUCCAACGCUGCAAAUGAUCGGAUUUGUGAUCAAAAACAUAAUUUAACUUGUUUUUCUUCUCCAAGACACGUCUCGUUCACCCUUAGGUCCUGAUCUACUAAAAUCCAAAACCAGUGAAGUUGGCACAAUGUGUAAAUGGUAACUCAAAACAAUGAUUUGCAAAUCCUUUUCAACUUAUAUUCAAUUGAAUAGACUGCAAAGACAAGAUAUUUAACAUUUGAACUGGAAAACGUUGUUAUUUUUUGCAAAUAUAAGCUCAUUUGGAAUUCGAUGCCUGCAACAUGUUUCAAAAAAGCUGGCACACAUGGCAAAAAAGACUGAGAAAUUUGAGGAAUGCUCAUCAAACACUUAUUUGGAACAUCUCAAAGGUGAAAAGGUUAAUUGGGAGCAGGUGGGUGCCAUGAUUGAGUAUAAAAGCAGCUUCCAUAAAAUGUUCAGUCAUUCACAAACAAUGAUGGAUGCGUGAGCAAAUUGUCCAACAUUUUAAGAACAACAUUUCUCAACGAGCUACUGCGUGGAAUUUAGGGAUUUAACCAUCUACAGUCCGUAAUAUCAUCAAAAGGUUCAGAGAAUCUGGAGAUAUCCUUAUACGUAAGCGAUGAUAUUACGGACCUUCGAUCCCUCAGGCGGUACUGCAUCAAAAAGCGACAUCAGUGUGUAAAGGAUAUCACCACAUGGGCUCAGGAACACUUAAAAAAAAACACUGUCAGUAACUACAGUGUGUCGCUACAUCUGUAAGUGUGAGUUAAAACUCUACUAUGCAAAGCCAGAGCCAUUUAUCAACAACACCCAGAAACGCUAGGCCCAAGCUCAUCUAAGAUGGACUGAUGCAAAGAGGAAAAGUGUUCUGUGGUAAGUGCUUCUGCUCAGUUCGAACAUUAAAUAUCUUGUCUUUGCAGUCUAUUCAAUUGAAUAUAAGUUGAAAAGGAUUUUGCAAAUCAUUGUAUUCUGUUUUUAUUUACAAAUUACACAAAGUGCCAACUUCACUGGUUUUGGGUUUUGUACUAAGAUCGGAAUACCACGUGCUAAACAGCGUGUGCAAUAUAUAAAUUUGCUUGUUGUGUGUGAUCUACUAAGACUGCGUGUGCAAUUGAAAAGUGGUGCAGAUCGCCUUAUUUAAAUGAGGUUUUUGCGUGUACUGCUGUCCGUGGCCAUGGAAACACUCAGUUUCCUCCACACUCAAAUCAUUAUGGCCUCCAGCCUGUUUUGCAAUGCCAAACAAGCCUCGCGCAUCUACAAUGGGGAACACCUUUCCUGCACUGUGGUUGUGGUUUUUGUUCAUUACGAAUACGGUACACAAUUACAAAAUGACGUACCACAUGUCUCCAGUUUGUCAUUGCAACAUGUCGGAAAAUAAAUUACAGAAUAUAGAAUUUCAAUAUUUUGAGCGAGCUGACUUGCGCUCUGCAACAAUGGGGUGGACCAUGACAACAGCAGCGCACUCAUGUCUCUAAUGAUCCAAACACAGGAAAAUGCAUAUUGUAAGACAUUUAUAAUAAGAUAUUUCCAAAAUCCAACCAAAAAAAACCCACCAGACACAAAAAAGCAUCAGUUCAAUUCAUUUUAAUCAGCCCGUUAAGUCAUCCAGCAGCUAUAAAAUUAUAAAAUGAUAUUGCUGAAUAGAGUGUCUUUGCAGCAUGAUCGCCUCCUUACUGUUAGUUUGCACAAACCUUUCAGAUGUACUAAAUUAGUGUUUCUUAACCAUUGUUGGGCCGCCAAAAAAUAUCUGUUCCUCAUCUGUGGUCUGUAUGACCCGCAGCGGUACUCUGUUGUAGUACACUUUUCCACCACUUGUGGCAGUAAUGACAAUAUCAAACAAACAGAAGAAGUCUGUAGCUAAAGUCAUAGAGAGUUUUUUUAAGGAAAAAAAUUAGGAUUAAAUUAGGGAAGCUGUAUUUUCAUUUGCACUUUAAUUUUAUUGACAGUUUAUUUAAGAAACCUAUUUAUUAUUGUCAGUUAUGCAUUAGUCCCUUUUUAGCAUUAUAUUUGCCUAAUGCUUAUUCUUAGAAUCAGCCUGACCUAAGCCGAAGGUUUAUGUGUUUAAUAAAUAAUAAUCUUUGUGAUUAACACAUGCUUUCAUAUCAUUCGACAAGCUUGUAAACUGUAAGUAGGUUAGAUAUAAUUAUUGAACACAAUUAAAGAUCAAGAGUAAGAGGACUAAUUUAGUGUUAGUAUUUCAGUGGGCCCCAGGCCCCUCUGUAGUGGAAAAGUUGCGCCCAGAGAUCAAAAAGGUUAAGAACACAAAAUAGUGCCCGCAAAACAGUUUCAGCCGUGAUAAAUCACAAACGCGUGUGCUGAAAUAUUGUGGGCGCCCUGUGUGUGUUGCUCGAGCAGCAUUGUUUUCCUACGGUAAACAUGAAAGCCAAAAAAUUAUAAAUAAUUACAUUAAAUUAAAAUAAUAUUUGUCUAUUAAAUAUUAACUUUUUGUUAAGUAAACAUUAGUGAAUGUAAUUAAUAAAUACAUGUUCUGUUCAUAUACAGGGAAUAAACCUGAUAUGAGGCUGCCGCUUUAGGUUUUCGUGUGCAAGCCAACUUACAGUUUAGUGCACUACGCCUAGUCCUGAGUACACUGGACGAUGACGCGGUGGAAAGUCAGCACUUUGCAGAUUGGCGGCUAUUUCUGUUUGUCAUAAUGUCGUCUAUAUAAUGUUUGCAGAAACAUUUUUAACACCAUGACUUUCUACAGUGUGGAAUCUACAGCCUUUGUGAUGUAUUUAAUGUAAAUACAGAAAAACAUACUCAGAGGUGUUGUAUUCUCCACCAAGAAGGGGGCGUACAUGAGCUAGCGGGUGCAUGUCGCUACCGUCUCUUGUCAGAGAAGAAGCCAGUGGGUUGUUUCUUUUUGCCACUAUUCAGGUGCAAGAAAUAUAUUUUAUUGCUCUGCUGAAUAAAUUAAUGCAAUUGGCUAUCAAUAUGGAGGAUUAUUUAUCCAAGCUCAAAAACGUGUAAACAGUUUUCCCGAGGAAUGAUUCUUCACAUAAGUACUUACUUGAAAUACAUAAAUGGGACUAUAAGUAUUUGAUAACAACAUUAUUAUGAAAUGAUUCCCUUGUUUUUUUCUUGCUGUCAUAAAUAAUGGAUGAAUGGAUCAAUUUUUUAAAAGCCUGUGUUAAAGUUGAGCAUAUUUAAAGUAAAAAAUAAAAUAAAAAAUACCUCCAAAGGAAUCAGCGCCAUAGACAUCUUAUAAGUAGAUACAGCAUUGGCUGCUGUGACGCGAAAAAUUCGGCCGCCAUCUUGAAGUGGUGAUGAGGAGCCGGCGAGCAGCCUAAACUGAGUGGACUGUUGAAAAUAGGAAUCGGGGGAUUACUUUUCACAAGUAAGAUUUAACAUUAACGUACUAUUGGUUGUAUUUUGUGAAAAGAAUAUUACCACAGAGUUGAGAAGGAGCAAAUAUCUUCAAUAGUAAUGAAAUCGUAGCCGCUAGCAAACAAGAGUAUGACCAUAAUAGAAUUGCUUGUCAGUGAAAUUAAUUAAAUUUAAAAAUGUCAUACUUGAAUAACAUAAAGUUGAAAUAAAUGAUGAAGAUAAAGAUUGUAAAAGCCAACAGGGGUAAACAUUAGGACCACAGUCCAGAUUGUGUAGGGCAGGGGUGCUCACACUUUUUCUGCAGGCGAGCUACUUUUCAAUUGAUCAAAUCGUGGGGAUCUACCUCAUUCAUAUAUAUAAUUUAUAUUUACUUAUUUAUGAAAUAUAUGUUUUUGUUAAUAAGUUAAAAGUGUUUAA
Molecule: messenger RNA, 5869 nt
Organism: Nerophis lumbriciformis (worm pipefish)
Lineage: Eukaryota; Metazoa; Chordata; Actinopteri; Syngnathiformes; Syngnathidae
Source: RefSeq, a predicted model, not a curated record